AUGUUGCCUGAUCUACUAGUUUUUCCAGCAUUUUCAGUUUUUAUUCUCUUCAUUCUCCAUCACCUCCAGAAUCACACUGAGAACCUCGAGGCCACACGUCAAGACCACGACCACACCUUCCCCCACCCAAAAUUUUAAAUAUUUGAUUUUUUUAAAUUUUCUAGUCCUGAUGAAAGAUCAUUGAUCUGAAACAUUACGUUUUUUCUCUCCACAAAUGAUGCCUGACCUGCUGAAUAUUUCCAGCAUUCAUUUCAGAUUUCCUGCAUAAUUGUAAGGUUCCUCAAUUGGCAGUAACACCGCCUCUCAAGUGUUUCCACCACUUUUAUUACUGCUACUGGGACGUUAUCCCUGUGUUACUUCCUCGGUUCCUCUCCGUCCUCUUUGUAUAACUCUCCGCAGGCGUUGCUUUAUAACUUCUUGUGCAAUAUCCUUCCCCUGGUCGGUGUCGCUGUGUGUGGCUGAUCCUAUGGUGCUGCUCUGCUCGCUGUUGCUGGCACUGGGCCCGGGCCUGGGCCUGGCCGUUGCCAGCCGCCCCGGGGUAGUGUUGCUCCUGGCCGAUGACCUCGGAUACGGAGAUCUGGGCUGCUUCGGCCAUCCGAGCUCCCGGACUCCUAACCUGGACCGGCUGGCAGCUUCGGGCCGGAGGUUCAGCGAUUUCUACAGCGCGUCCAGCGUCUGCAGCCCAUCUCGGGCAGCCUUGCUCACAGGCCGUUACCCUACACGGUCAGGAAUUUUCCCAGGCGUGUUCUACCCUGGAUCAAGGGGGGGACUUCCACUAAAUGAAACUACAAUUGCUAAGUUGUUGAAGCAACAAGGCUAUGUCACUGCCAUGGUGGGGAAAUGGCACUUGGGCUAUGGAUUCAAUGGGAGCUACCUACCCAUCCACCAUGGUUUUGAUGAAUUCCUGGGUGUUCCAUACUCCCAUGACCAGGGUCCCUGCCAGAACUUGACCUGUUUCCCACCGGACACCAAGUGUUAUGGAGAGUGUGACCAAGGAGUGGUCCUCUUGCCCCUGAUCAGGAAUGACAAGGUGGUCCAGCAGCCGGUCAGCUUUCCCAAGCUCACUCCACAGUACGAUGGCUUUGCAAGAGACUUCAUUCUAAGAGCAACAAAACAGCAAAAACCAUUCUUCCUUUAUUAUGCAUCACAUCACACCCAUUAUCCACAGUUUGCAAGUGCAGGCUUUACAAGAAAAUCUCAGAGGGGUCCUCUGGGGGACGCACUGAUGGAAUUUGAUGGUUCGGUGGGGCAGAUAUUGAAGGCCUUACGUGAUGCCGGAGUGGAGAAUAACACACUAGUCUUCUUCACCAGUGAUAAUGGCCCAGAGCUGAUGCGACGAUCACGUGGUGGAAAUGCAGGGCUGCUGAAGUGUGGCAAAGGCACCACAUAUGAAGGUGGAAUGAGGGAACCUGCAAUUGCCUACUGGCCUGGCCAGAUUGCUCCAGGUGUGACUCACGAACUGGCCAGCACCCUGGACAUCCUGCCAACAAUUGCCAGCCUCACAGGUGCAGAGCUUCCACACGUCAAACUCGAUGGAUACGAUAUGAGGGAUAUCCUCUUCAAUAACGGGAAGAGCAAACGGGACACCAUGUUUUACUACCCGGCAGCCCCCAGCAAGAAGCUGGGAGUUUUUGCUAUACGCAAAGAGCGGUAUAAGGCCCAUUACUACACUCAAGGUUCUACCCACAGUGACACCACUCCCGACCAUGCCUGUCAUUGGGACUCGCUACUUGCCUUCCAUGACCCUCCACUGCUUUUUGACUUGGAAGCUGAUCCUUCUGAGAACUAUCCCCUGAGCAGCUCCGACAUUCCCAAUUAUCACUGGAUAAUUGACCAGAUACACAAGGAAAAGUUGAUGUUUGAACAGGGAAUGGAGUUUGGGGAAAGCCAAAUUGAGAGAGGACUUGACCCAAAUCUCGAACCUUGCAUUAAAGUUGGGUGUAGACCCCGGCCUGCCUGCUGUAUUAAGACUUAAAAUGGAAGAAGGAAAGAAGGCAAAACACACCCUAACACCACUUACUAAAAACUAAUGACUGAUCUUAACGAGGGCUUCUGGGAGAUGGGGAGCAUUAGCAUUCUCCUGGUAGCUGGAAUCUCAGCUGCAACCUUAAGUAUUUUGGAAAUGAGAAUGAAAUCGAGUGACUUUGAGUGAAAGAAUAAUCCCAGAAAGGGAAGGACGGGUACUCAGGACCCCAUGAAAAAUCAACGUCCCAUUGAAUUUUGAUUAAUUACAACAUCCCUUUAAUCUUUCUGACUAUAUUUUUGAUGUGCAUUUUUGCUCAAUCAGUGAGUAUAGUGAUAGUUGGCUCUUACAUCAACUCAUAUAACGUCUGCAUUUUAUUGAUCUUGCCCAGCUUUAGCUCUUAACUAUAAUUUCAAUUCACAUGUACUUCUGUCUGAUUCUCACCCUAACUCUGUGAUCACUCAAAGGAGUUCAUUCCCACCUGUACAGGCUAUCACACCUGUCUGCAGUUCUAUGGUCAGUUGUCGUUUGCCCUCAAACACUUCUUUUUAUAUAUAUGCAAAGGUCACACGUGGCAAUAUGAUUGAAGCAAACCUGCUGUGUUCAAACAAGUCCAUAUUUGCCCAUGAAUAGGUUAUUCUAAAUUAGUCCUGAACUUAAAUCUGGCAGAAAAGUUGUUUGGUUUUGCGCUUAUCAGAACCUGCAAAAGCUCUUGCUUUGUAGAAUUCUUUUCUACUCUUUCACAAGUCUCAUAGACAGUAAGGCUAAAUAAGUCAUAUUUUAAAAAGCAGAUUCAAUAGGAGGCCAUAUGUCACUGGGUUAGUUCUGCUUAGGCCACUGUACAAGUAACUUCAUAAAAUCCAUUUCACAACCUGAGGAUGGCACGGUAGCGUAGCGGUUAGCACGAAGCUAUUACAGUGCCAGUGAUCGGGAGUCAAUUCCCGUCGCUGUCUGUAAGGAGUUUGUACGUUCUCCCGUGUCUGCGUGGGUUUCCUCUGGGUGCUCCGGUUUCCUCCCACAUUGCAAAGACAUUAAUUUGGGUUUAAAAUGGGCAGCGCGGACUCGCUGGGCCAGAAGGGCCUGUUACCACGCUGUAAAUAAAAAAACCUGCUUUUAAAGAUUCCCUUUCAAGUCCUCGUGAUUCCUCAUGGCAUGCUGGGAUAGGAAAUUUGGUCCGUUUUACUUGUGAAGGCUACAAGUGUGUUUACAGUACAGCCACUUGAUGUCCAUAAUGUUGAUUUAUCUUGGAUUAAAUGCAUUCUUGCUGCACUCUUAACCAUAGCAUAGUCAAUAUUAUUGUGAUCCUGAGUUCCAAGUGGCCUGUGUUGCCCACACUCCAAUUGCAUUGAAGACCUAUAACUUUUUAUCUCAUCUCCCUCAGUCUUCCUUCCCUCCUACAACUUCCAAACCUUUGUGUCAUCUCAACAAUACUUUAUACCUCAUGUUCUCUGCUUCCGCUACCUGCACCAAUUGCUUUUGCUUUGGACAAGGGCAAUCUAGGAUUUUUCUUAGUAGGAAGGAGAGUUGAAACGAGGAGGUCAUUCCGCUGUCAUCCUUUAACCUCAACUCCUUUUUCCUCAUCUCUGUUUCACACCCCUGGAUUUGUUUUGAAAACUCCAUUCGACUGUCAGUCUCCACAGCCCUUUAAUGAAAAGAGUUCAGACUUCUGCUCACCUUUGUGUGAAGAAGAGAUUUCUAAUUUCAUUCUUGAAAUGCCUGGGUUUAAUUAAAAGGAGAUGUCUUUUCAUUCCUGUUUUCUUCACCAAAGGGAAUAAUUUCCAUCUAUAUCUACACCACUGAAUCACCUAACGACUGUAAGUACCUCAACCAUCCAAACUCAAAGGAAUCCAAAGUAGAAAAUGUGUUAUUUUAGCAUCCAGGUUUUUAACAUGGUUAAAUAUUGAAUUUUGGGGAUAUGAUCUUGGUGGCCUCCUCUAUAAGGAAGCAGUUUGUAAAACUAAUAUUCAGUGAUUACAUUGUGGUGAUCAGCAAAUCUUUUAUUAUCUGAGUGAAAAAUUAACUUCACUAACUAAUCAUUAUAUGCUUCUUUCGUAUGCUCAGGAUAUGGUUUUCGUGAACAUGGGUUAAAUGAAUAAGCCCCACUAAUUACCUAUUGUCACUGAGGCCUAUGGAGCGAUAUGGUUGGGGUGCCUUAUUGGCUGUGCUGGAUUUGCCAAUCCUGCUUACUGAUUAUGCAAGAAUGGUUAUUGGUGUCUGGGUUAUAGAGGGUCCCUGCUUUUUUUUUUAUUGCUGUCUACAGACACUGCUGGGAAGCUUGGGUGUGGGCAUCAGUUGACUUUGUAUCUACCAUUCCCACCAUCCUUCCAAAACCCUGCUGCUGACAGUGACCAAAGAAAUAGCCUCUCAUGUGAAGUAUCAGAGUACUCCCAGGGUCUGUGGAACUGCACCCCAUGAGUCAGCAGCUGCAAGAGGGGAAAGUGAACUGUAACACCAAAUUCUGCCUUCAGGAUGGGAGGAAAUAAGCAUUAAUGUGAAAUAAAAUGAAAUAUUUCUCUGUCA
Messenger RNA from Pristis pectinata (smalltooth sawfish), 4483 nucleotides. It is a transcript of the gene arsa, whose product is annotated as arylsulfatase A. The transcript has 7 exons. The record is from RefSeq and is a predicted model, not a curated record. Gene Ontology annotation, molecular function: arylsulfatase activity. Lineage: Eukaryota; Metazoa; Chordata; Chondrichthyes; Rhinopristiformes; Pristidae. The coding region runs from base 467 to 1975 and encodes 502 amino acids.